Messenger RNA from Ctenocephalides felis (cat flea), 6018 nucleotides. RefSeq lists its product as uncharacterized. The transcript has 15 exons. The record is from RefSeq and is a predicted model, not a curated record. Gene Ontology annotation, biological process: termination of RNA polymerase II transcription. Gene Ontology annotation, molecular function: RNA polymerase II complex binding; mRNA binding. Gene Ontology annotation, cellular component: cytoplasm; mRNA cleavage factor complex. Lineage: Eukaryota; Metazoa; Arthropoda; Insecta; Siphonaptera; Pulicidae. The coding region runs from base 151 to 5865 and encodes 1904 amino acids.
GCCAAUGACCAAUUUGUGGAGGACGGCGGUACAGUCGCCGCCGCCGCCACUGGCGGUGUUGGCGGUGGUGCAGGCGGUGCGGCCGCCAUCGGCGCCGAGUACGCGUCCAGCCUGGCCGAUCUGACGGUCAACAGCAAGCCGCUGAUCAACAUGCUGACGAUGCUGGCGGAAGAAAACGAGAGAUUCGCUGGAACCAUUGUCAAAGCAAUCGAGACUCACCUUGCCGAGGUUGCUCCCGAUGCCAAAUUACCCGUACUCUAUCUGAUCGAUUCCAUCGUCAAGAACGUCAAGGGGGCCUAUCUGCCGAUGUUCACGCAAUGCAUCGUCAAUCUAUUCUGCGGAGUCUUCGAGAAGGUGAACGAGCGAGUAAGGGCCAACAUGUACAAACUGCGGCAGACGUGGGGCGAAGUCUUUCCCCAAAUCAAAUUGUACGCCUUAGAUUGUCGUGUCAAUUGCAUUGAUCCAGCAUGGCCAAUCACUGCUCGUCCUCCAACUGGAGGCGGUGGAGGAGGAGCAGCAGCAGCCGUUGGAGGUGCAGGAGCAGCUGCUGCGGCUGGUGGACCUGCUGGCACUAUACAUGUCAACCCGAACUUUCUAAGGCCUGGUAGUAAUCCAGCAUCAGCCAUCGUGGCAGAUGAUCCUGCAGCAGCUCUAAUGAAGCAGCAGCUGAUGAGCAAGCAACACGAGCUGCUGAUUUUGGAAAGGAAAAAAUUAGAGUUGCAAUUGUUGGCAACGAAAAAGGUUCUCGAGGAACAAGAGAGGGAACUGAAAAGGAAGAGCGGGGAAGUUACUGGAGUUUCGCUCGACAAAGGCAAAGAUGUUGCACCAGCAUUGGUUUCUGUGUCUGAUGCUUCGCUCAAACCAGCUGUUCAACAAGAUGCAGUAACUGUCCCCAAGUCCUUCGUUCCUCCUCCGGCGGUGUCUUCAGCCUCUGGUGUGCGCAUUGCGCCCGUCAGUUCAGAAUUGUUGCAAGCCUCUCGCAGAAUCAGGGACCCCAGGCUGGCUCGGCAGCUUGAAAGUCAGCAGCAGCAGCAGCAGCAGCAGCCGAUGACGACGACCCAACAACGCACCAACAACACAUUAUCAUCGACAACGACAAAACCAAUUGUUAAUCCUAAUAAUGUAUUUGAUCUCUCUGUAAAUAUUUUCAAUAAAAGUAACACAAACAUAAAAAAUGAUCUGUCCGUAGAUUAUAGUAAUAAUAGUAACAACAAACGCUUCGGCGGCAACACAAAUCCGACAAAAACAGGAAAGAAGACCAUUCCCCAUCCUGUGUCCGUGUCAAAUGUUAAUAGUAAAUUUAUUAACAGUAACAAAGUUAGUAAGCAGGCAACGAAAUCGAACAAAAGUAGUAGUGGCGAUUCGUUGCGCUCGAAAAAGACAUCGUCGUCCGAUAAGAAAUCCCAAAAGAGCAGUGUUAAUAAAAGUGGUAAAAAGUUUAGAGACUCUAGUAGUUGUAGCGUUAGUGCGAUAAAAGACAAGUCCUCGCCGAGGAAGAGCAGUAGUGACAAUGGAAACAGUGGUGGCGAAUUGUCCCCUCCCAAAAAGACUUCGAGGGAUUCGGUCAAGAUCAAAUCCCCAAAGUUUCCUCCCAAGCAGAACAGGAGGGUUCGUUCAAAUUCGGAUGACGAGGAGGACGUCGAAAAGAAUGGAGCUGGUGGUGCUGCUUCCAAUAAGACUUUGACCAGGGAUGUCGAUUUGAGGGUCUUGGCACCGCCUCCGGAGAAGCAAGCCAGGCUGCAGGCUCCUACCAACACUGUACCGAAAGUUACACCAGUUGCAACAAAAGAUGUGGAUUUAAGACCAACAGUACCCACAACACUUUUACCAGGAACCAAGAAGAGAACAUCACCUGAAAAACAACAAGGACAACCUGCGAAGAGACUGAAAUCUGAAACAUUCGACGUUCUCUUCGGUAAUGAAGAUGUAGACCUCCGAAAGCAAUCACCAGCAGCAGUAGGAUCACUCUCACCAACCGACUCCCAGACUUCACCACAAACCAUAAGUUCGGGUACUGGCACAGGCACCACUUCGUCACCAGGAAGCGCCCAAAUGCGUGUUGAGAGCCCACCACCUCCUCCUAUAAUUUCUAAAGUAUCAGAUGAUGAAGAUGCUGAAGAAGACUCUGAUGGAGUUGCCACUCCUAGGAAACCUGGAGAGAAGUCUACGACUGAUACACUUGCUGCUUCCGGAGGAGCCAAUGUUAAAGGAGACAGUUGGGCUAAAGUAAAAGUAUCCCCAGCCAUCACACCAGCAUCACCCGAUAAGGUUUUGCUUAGCGGAACUCAACUGUCGAACUUUGAGGCUGUUCGGGCAAAAUUGGCUGAAGCCACAAAGACCAGAGAUAAGUUGGGCAGACCUUUACUUUUUGGCAAAAAUAAAGAACGUAGAUUAUUCGGCGACUCAGACGACGAACGUUCCAAAUUCCGUCCAGGUCGUCCUGAAUUCGAGACGGAUUCCCAAGACGGCAUGGAAGAUAAUUUGAAAAUCAUCAUGUCCCAAGCUCAGGAGCAAAUCAACAACGGCAGCAUCAAUCCAACACAAUACAACACAUUGUUGAAACAAUUGGUGCAGAUUAAUGAGAACAAGAAGUUGCAAGAAGCACAAAGAAGAGAAUCCAUGGGCAAAUCAUUAUCGAAAAAAGGUCACAAUGAAAGUUUGACGCCAAUCAGCGAUGAUGAAUUCGAUAUGGAGGAUGAUAGUAGUAAUAGGUCGCCUAAGGAUGAUGUUUUGUCGCCACCACGUAACGAACCGUCUUUAUCAGAUACUUUGUUGAGUAUUCAAGCCAACAACAGACUAAACAAGCGCCAAAAUCAAAAUCCUCCGAUGUCGUUGGGGCAACCGUUGUUGAGGCGUGAUCGUUUUGGUAAUUUGAAACCUGAUAACAGGUUUGGUAACAGGAUGCCUGCACCACCUAUGGGUGGUAUGGAAAGACCUUGGCAGAGUCCGUGGGAAAACAAUUGGCCUAGGGAUACAGCUCCGAUAAGACAUCCUGUGGCACCAGUUUUACCUACACCGAAUAGACGUGCUGCGAAUUGGCCCAGUAUUCCUAGAAAUACAGUAGCUCGUUAUGAAAUGCCGUUUGUAAGAUCCAAAGUACCUUUAAAACUUGGCUCGCUGAAUAUAAGUUUACCUCCACCGCCAUUCCCACUAGUUCAGAGCAUAAACAGGGACACGAUGAAGUCUAUUAAUAUUGAUAGGGUUCCUAGAAUGAUCAGAUUUUAUGAGGAUGAUGUUGCUGUAGCUUUAAUGAAUUGGGACGAUCCUAGAGAGAUUGGUUUUCAGGAUGGCAGUCGCAGGAUUUGUAUAGAUAAUCGUGAUACGUACGUUUUGCAUUUUAACAGGCCUUAUAUGCCUGUUAGUAUAAAUGGUGUUAUGCAUCAAAUCAAAUUCGGUUCACCGACAAGAGAGUUGUAUGUGGACGGCAAGUUUUACGAAGGCUACUUUGGUGGUGCCCCGUUAUUGGUACCAAUUGACAACAAAAUGGUUACAAUUAAAUUGGAAGGACCGCCGCCGCAGGUGCGUUUAGGAGUGCAGCGUAACGAUUUGGUGGCUGGACAAAUAACUUUGUUAAUAGACGCCAAAUAUUCACACCCAAUCUUUCUAGACGCCAAACCUCAGAAAGUAGAAAUCGACAACGAAGUCGUCACAAUAAGAUUCGCCGACGCUUUCAAAACAGUUUUAAUAAACGAGUUACCGUUCUCGGUGGAAUUCGGAGGAUUACCAAAGUCUAUUUUGGUGAAGGAUCGAAAACAUUUCAUCAGGUUUACCGUACUACCAAGGGGCAUGAAGCCAGGACAAAUGAAUAUUAGAAAUAUGGGUACUUAUAAGCAGCCGUACAUUGAUUUGAAUGACAUUGAGAUGCCUCCGAUGAUCGAGAAUAAUGUUCCAUUGUUGCAACCCGUGAACCAGAUGCCACCGAUGAUGCCUCCGAUGAAUAAUGCAGGAAUGCCCAUGUUUAAUGUGCCGCCACCAAUUACAACUUUAACAGGUGAUAUUCCACGUGUGCCCGACAUUCCACCAAGCACAACAAUACCAUCGUCCAUUCCAUCAACAGUACCACCUCUACUACCACCCCCGUUACUGUCCAUACCUCCUCCGAUAACCACAAUGGCUUCAACAAACGCUUCUAACAUACCAGAAACAAACAAUGUCGUGGAUCCAGCAAGCGGUUACCAGAUGGAGACCAGCAGCAACGCCUCCAAUUCGAAUUCACCAGCCAUAGUCAUCCACGAUGACACUUCUCAGAAUUCCAAUCCGGAGAACUCCACCAGCACAAUCGUUCCUGGUGCUACUGGCGGUGUAGUCUUACCACCAACAAUAAAUGUUAAUGAUCUUUUCGAGAAACUGGUAGCGUCUGGUAUACUUCAAGGUGUUUCUGUGGCUGCUAACAGCACUGCACCGAGUGUGGAAGUUAAAGAUAAGAAGGAUGAGAAGGUUGAGGAGAAACCGGAGGAGGUUGCUAAACCGGUUUCGUUUGCUAAACCUGAAACAUUGAAAGUGAGGCAAGCGGUGUUCAUCUCCAAUUUGUACAAGGGAAUGCAGUGUAGCAGCUGUGGUACUCGUUUCCCUCCAGAACAGACCAUGAAAUACAGUCAGCAUCUGGAUUGGCAUUUUAGACAAAAUAGAAGGGACAGAGAUAGCACCCGAAGGCCAUUCUCCAGAAAAUGGUACUACGAUGUCACUGAUUGGGUGCAGUACGAGGAAAUCGAAGAUUUGGAAGAGAGAGAAAAGAACUGGUUCGACACCCAACAGUCCCAGCAGCAAUCUCAAUCCAGUAACGAACAAGGAGGUUCCAGCAACGACGGCGUGGCAGAUGGAGUCAAAGCAGUGGCGCCCAAUGUGGCGGCAGGUCCCGAAGACAGGGACGCCCAUUGCAUCAUGUGUCUGGACAGAUUUGACCAAUUCUACGACGAGGAGAAGGAAGAAUGGUGCCUUAGGAACGCUGUUAGGGUCGAUGGAAUGGCUUACCAUCCUGUUUGUUACGAAGACCACAAGGCGUCUCUGGAAGCAGCCGAGUUGGAGAAAGAAAAGGCUAAACAAGAAGAGUCUGCAGAAGAAAAUAAAGACGUGAAGAAAAUUGAGGACUCCACCAUCGAUCUGGACGAUGACAAAAUCAUAAUCCUGGAAGACGAGGAAGAAGAUGACGGCCAGAAAGUGGAAAACAAAGAAGAGCAACCUGAACCUUUACCUGAAACGCAGGAGUCGUCUGCUAAUGAUGAAACUGAUGAUAGGGUUCCGGAAGAUUCUGAAGUUGUUCCGAUGGAGACCGAAGAAAACAUUCCACCCGAGACGACGAUAAGUGAUGAUAAAACUGAUGACAAGAAUGAUGGUGAACCGAAACAACCAGAAGUCGAGGAUGAUGAUGACGAUGAUGAUGUUCAUAUACAUGAGGAACCGGUUGAGUUGGUUGUACUUAAUGACGAUGAGGAUGAGCAGCAGUUUGAAGAGAUCGGUAUGCUGGUUAAGAUCAAGGAGGAACCAAUUUCUGACAACGAAGAGGAUCUAGACGUGGACAUCAUCGAAGACUACACCCCAAGAGCAGCCGACAACACCCAGCAAUCAGUCAUAAGCUCGAUCGAUGGAAACGUUGAACUGGAACCAACGACAGCCAUCACAACCAACAUCGGCUUGAACAGAAUCCGUAUAAACAUAUCGACAGCCAGCCAGGCUUCGACAAAUGGUCCUGAACCGAAUAACCAGACUGAUGGUGUCAACAAUAAUGUGAACGAUAGUGAUAAAGACACUAGUGAUGUAAAUAGAGACAACGUUAGGUUAAAAGAGGCUUUGAGAGGUGUUGAGUUGCAAACGCAGGAACCGGUUUGUAAGGGAAAUGAAUUGUCAGGUUUGUGCUGCAUUAUGUAACAGAUAUAAAAGAAAGUGAUUAUGAAAAACUAUUGACAAAUGACGAAGUGAUAUAUUAGUUUAACCCUCUAUACCCUCCCCCCUUGUAAAUAGAAAUUGACUUGAUGAUUUCAUGUAUAUACUUGUAUAUUUCCUAGGACUUAAUUAUGUUUA